CUGUGGGCGGCGCUCGGCGGCGGCCGGCUCGGCGGGCCGCGGGCUACAAUGUAGCGAGCGGAGGAAGCGGCGCGUCCGGGCCAGCCGAGGGCAGCCGGGCCGGGCCGGGCCCCUCCCCAUGGGCAUGCAGCAGGUUGGACUGCUAUGGAAUAUGACAAGAAGUUGGCCCGUUUCCGGCAGGGCCACCUCAACCCAUUCAACAAGACCCCGCUGCAGAAUCGGCAGGACCAGAAGACAGGAGCCGGAGAGGACUUUCCACAGAAAGACCUGAAUCUGGCAUUGUCCCCAGAAGAGCCCGUGUUCCACUGCUCAGAACGUGCCAUGGACUUGGGCCUGGCGGAGGAUCACUUCUCGCGCCCGGUGGGUCUGUUCCUGGCCUCGGAUGUGGAUCAGCUGCGGCAGGCAAUCGAGGAGUGGAAGCAGCGGAUCCUGGAGCUCCCGGACAACUCUGAGAAGCAGAAGGACGCCGUGGUGAGGCUCAUCCAUCUGCGGCUCCGGCUCCAGGAGCUGAAGGACCCCAGCGAGGAAGAGCCCAACAUCAGGGUGCUUCUGGAGCAUCGCUUUCACAAGGAGAAGAGCAAGGGCGUGAAGCAGACGUGUGACAAGUGCAGCACCAUCAUCUGGGGUCUCCUCCAGACCUGGUACACCUGCACAGGCUGCUCCUAUCGCUGCCACAGCAAGUGCCUGAACCUCAUCUCCAAGCCAUGUGUGCGCUCCAAGGUCAGCCACCAGGCCGCGUACGAGCUAAGCAUUUGCCCAGAGACGGGGCUGGACAGCCAGGACUAUCGCUGUGCCGAGUGCCGGGCGCCCAUCUCUCUCCGUGGAAUCCCAGGUGAGGCUCGGCAGUGUGACUAUACAGGCCUCUAUUACUGCAGCAGCUGCCACUGGAACGACCAAGCCGUCAUCCCUGCCAGGGUUAUCCACAACUGGGACUUUGAGCCCCGUAGGGUUUCUCGGUGUAGCAUGCGCUACCUGGUGCUAAUGGUGUCCCGGCCAGUCCUCAAAUUGCGGGAGAUCAACCCUCUUCUCUUCAGUUACGUUGAGGAGCUGGUAGAGAUCCGGAAGCUGCGCCAGGACAUCCUGCUCAUGAAGCCGUACUUCAUCACUUGCAAGGAGGCAAUGGAGACCCGGCUGCUGCUCCAGCUGCAGGACCGGCAGCACUUUGUGGAAAACGAUGAGAUGUACUCCCUGCAAGACCUGAUCGAUGUCAAUGCCGGGCGCCUCAGCUGCUCCCUGACGGAGAUCCACACGCUCUUUGCCAAGCACAUCAAACUGGACUGUGAGCGGUGCCAAGCAAAGGGCUUUGUGUGCGAGCUCUGCAAAGAGGGGGACGUGCUUUUCCCCUUCGACAGCCACACCUCAAUGUGCACGGACUGUUCGGCCGUCUUCCACAGGGACUGCUUUUAUGACAACUCCACAACAUGCCCCAAGUGCGCUCGACUCAAUCUACGGAAACAGUCGUUGCUCAGGGAGUGCAGCGUGGAGCUCCAAGCGUAGGUGUGACUUCUCUUAAGUAGAGGUGUACAGCGGCAAAGACAUGGAGUUCCCAGCACGCCUGUGACUUACUUGCCCUUCCUGGAAGGCAAGCAGCUCAGACUGGUGAUGAAAGGAGUCUGCCAGAGGAGGGCGAGAUGGUAAUGCCAUGCCCCAGCUAGAGAAGGAUGCUGCCGACCAAACUCUGGACAGAUGUUGAGAUUCUUCUUGUGUUCCCGACUCCGAGACUCUCCCCAAAGGAGCUCUUAGUCCUGGCUGCAACUGGCAGAUGUGGAGAAAGGGCUGCCAGAUGAUUUUAUGGAGAAAGGGUGGCCCUGUGCCCAGUGAUUGGCUAAUAACACCACAGCUUGGCUGUCAUAGAGCCCGGCUGCUGUGGCUUGCUUCCAAACCUUAGUAGUUCGGCAGAGACGGCAGUUGCAGCUGGGCUGGCUGUAGACGUGGCUUGCGUUUGGGAAGUCAUUCCUGUGACUGGGAAGUGUCUGCCCUGGAGAUGGAGAGAGAGACUUGGUUUUCCUUUCCCACCCCCAUAGCCCAGGAUGAUGGCAAUUGCCAGGGCUGGACGGAUCAUAGAGUAGCCUCUGCCAGCCAUGAAAAGAGACUACCAGACUCUUUAUACCACAGUAAUUUAUCACAAGCACUAAAAUCACUUUAAAUAAACUAAGUAUAAAUAUUGC
Candoia aspera is the source of this 2168-nucleotide messenger RNA. It is a transcript of the gene DEF8, whose product is annotated as differentially expressed in FDCP 8 homolog. The record is from RefSeq and is a predicted model, not a curated record. NCBI's taxonomy places the organism in Eukaryota, Metazoa, Chordata, Lepidosauria, Squamata, Candoiidae. The coding region runs from base 145 to 1497 and encodes 450 amino acids. The transcript is spliced from 12 exons.